Messenger RNA from Rhagoletis zephyria (snowberry fruit fly), 368 nucleotides. RefSeq lists its product as uncharacterized. NCBI's taxonomy places the organism in Eukaryota, Metazoa, Arthropoda, Insecta, Diptera, Tephritidae. The record is from RefSeq and is a predicted model, not a curated record.
UCAAUCACCAACGACACACAACAGCUCCAAUACGAAUCACAUAUCCCUUUCUACACAAAAAAAUAACAACUACAAAAUGUUGCGUUUACUCGCUGAUCUACUCGCCAGCUUGCUUUUCUUAUCAACUGCUCAUGCGCAAAUGCAACAAUGUUCCUGGUAUGGACCCAGUCUGCCUUUUGGGCGCACACAUUAUUUAGCCGCUCCCCCAGUGGAUCUUAAUCAGCCACCAAUUUAUCUGCCUGAAUCGAUUCCGAUAAGCGAGGAGCCACAGGAAUCGCAAGCUCCAGCCGGCAGAAGGAUAUGGAUUACCAGAAGAACAAGGGUCGCAAAGAGAUGAAGGACUACGAGGAGAACAACAAACAAAAGAA